UCCGUUUCUAUAUACAUUGCUCUUUCUUUUGUUGACUCUUGUGAUUACUAUUCCAAUUACGAUUAAGCCUAGCAUGAUCGCAAAGAGCAGUGUUAGUAACCAGCAGAUUUUGUACUUUAUAGCUUUUAAUUAGUUAUUAUUAGUGUUUUUAAUUGUGUAAGAUAACAUUUAAUAGUAUGGGAUUAUUCACCUUCUUUUUGCUGGAUAAGUGCUGGCCAGAUUUUAAUAAAAGUGCUGGCCCUAUAGACUUUCUCGAAUCGCAAAUUAGCAUAGCAGGUUCAUCAUCAGAUCAUGAUGCAACACCAUUGUCAUCAGAUCAAGGUGCAACACCAUUGUCAUAUUUCAAGUAUGAUGUUUUCCUGAGCUUCAGAGGCCACACAAGACGCGAAUUCACAGACGUACUCUAUCGUGCAUUGGACAACAAAAGAAUCGAGACUUUCAGAGAUAGCGAGAAGCUCAGAAUAGGUGAGGAACUCGAAGGUGCUCUUCUAGAAGCAAUUGAAAGGUCAAGGAUGUCAAUUCUUAUACUCUGCGAUGAGUAUCCAACUUCCAAGUGGUGCCUUGAUGAACUCGUCAAGAUCAUGGAGUGUUCCGGCAACGGAACAAAGCGACCGGUGUUACCGGUCUAUUUCCGUGUGGCAAAAUCUGAUGUGCAGUUUCAGAGAAAUAAGUAUGAAACAGCCAUGGCUGAUCAUAAAAAGAAAGGAAGAAACAACCACAAGUUGGAAGCAUGGAAGUCAGCGUUGUCUGAAGUGGGCAAGAUUUAUGGUCAACGCUGUGAUCACAAAACAGCAUGGGGAGAGGCUAUUGACAACAUUGUUGAAGAGGUCACAAAAAGACUUCCUCCUUUGCCUCUGUACAUCGACCGUCCACUUGGAUGUGAUUCUGAACUUGAGGAGGCAAAAUCACUUCUAGAAAUUGGUUCUCAUGCUACCUGUUUCAUGCUGGGAAUCCAUGGAGAUGGUGAUGAAAUAAGCAAAUUUGUUGCAGAGCUGUAUAACAAGAUUAGGCCGCACUUUGAAACUGCAAGUUUUCUUUCCAAUAUCAGUGAGAAAACAAAUGAAAGUGGUGGUGGCCUAGAACAUCUACAAGAAACUCUUCUUUCUGAGAUGGGAGAGGAGGUCAGGACUAAGAUUGGAAGCACAUUCAAAGGAUCCUCUGAAAUAAAACAAAGACUAGGCCAAAAAAGAGUUCUUCUAGUUUUGGAUGAUGUUGAUAGUAUACAACAAAUGAAUUCACUAGCUAGAAGAACUGAUUGGUUUGGUCCUGGUAGUAGGAUCAUUAUAACAACAAGAUAUGAAGAUGUGCUAGAUGAUCAUAUUUUGAACAAUGGUGUUGAGGUUAAGAAAUAUUGCAUCGCCGAAGGAAGUAGUUCUACUGUGAAGGAAGAAAAUGUAGUGGGACUGGAGAAAGAUUUUGAAAUUGUGAUUAAUCAACUCAAGGAAGAAGAUUCUCUUGGGAAUGUUGUUUCCAUUGUUGGCAUGGGUGGGUUAGGCAAGACUACCCUUGCUCGAAAGAUCUACAAUAGCGAUGAGGUGAAGUUGUUAUUCCCAUGCCGUGCAUGGGCAACUGUUUCCAAGGAUUACAGUGGAAAGGAAGUUUUUAAAAGCCUUCUCAAGUGUCUGAAGCCGUCUGCAUCUAAAUUUGAAGAUUCAAGUAGUGAAGAGGAGCUAAAGCAGAAGGUGAAGAAAUGUCUGGAAGGAAAAAAGUACUUGGUAGUCCUUGAUGAUGUUUGGGACAGUAAAGCAUGGCGCACUAUAAAGAAUUGUUUCCCAGAAAACAACAAUGGUGGCAUGAUACUAGUAACUACUCGGAAUGAUCAGGUGGCCUAUGUUUCAGAGUCAAAGGAACCUCAUCACAACCUUUCCUUUAUGGAUAAAGAAAGAAGUUGGGAACUGUUUCACAAGGAGAUUUUCUGCAGAAGAAAUUGUCCUCCUGAGCUAGAAUCUAUUGGCAGAUCAAUUGUUGAAACUUGCAAGGGUUUACCAUUGGCUAUCAAAACCACUGCUGGGCUUGUUGCAAAGAGGGAGAGAUCAGAGGAUGCAUGGGAAGAAAUCAUGAAUUUACUGCCUUAUUGGAGAGUUGCUGAUGAGGAUAGUAGUGAGGAGAUGAUGGAGCUUUUGAAGUUUAGCUAUGAUGAUUUGCCCAACAAAAUGAAGCCAUGCUUUCUAUAUCUUGGGGUGUUUCCUGAAGAUGAAGAGAUUUGGGUGAGAGACUUAAUCCGUCUAUGGAUAGCAGAAGGGUUCAUAGAGCCAAUUCAAACUGGAAGAUCAAAAUCACCCCCACAACUUGAAGAUAUUGGUGAGCAAUACUUGAAGGAGCUAGUGGAUCGUAACUUGGUACAAGUGGCAAAGAGAAGGAGUGAUGGCAAAGGCGUGAAAACAUGUCAGAUCCAUGAUCUCUUCCGGGAAUUGUGCAUAUCAGAGAGCAACAAUCCUGAUAACAACAAUAACAAUGCUCGUAGACUGUCCUAUCCCGGCAACGUAGGAGCCUAUGCCAGUAUAGUAACAUGUAAUCAAUCAUGCACUUGUUCGUUGUUCAUUUAUCAAGAUGUUGAACAUGUGUGGCCACAUCAUAUUCCAGAAGAUUGCCAAGUUAAUGUGCUAUAUUUUCCAGAUUGGUUCACAGAUAUAAAUAGAACAGCAACAGAUGAGUAUUUGAAGGGGUUGGUCAAAAGCCUCAGGUUCUUGAAAACGGGCUAUGCUGAAUCAUAUGAGUUAUGUAAAUUUCAGGGUUUAGAAACAUGUGAUAUGUCCUAUGUUUACAAUGGCCUAAGUAUUGGGGGCUUUAAGAAACUGAGACAUCUUCGUAGUGAAUUUGGCGUGAGUUUAUCAGCAGAUGAAGUUGGAGUAAAUGAUAAAAUGCAGAAUCUCCAAACCUUAGGCUAUGUGUCUGCCGAUUCACAACUAGGGAGCUUACUUGACAAUGGUUGCUUUCCCAACUUGAGAAAACUGGGUUUAAAAAUAGCUGAAGAACAAGGUUCAACAGAAGAAAACUUGAGGAGACUGCACUGCCUAAGCAACCUACGUAAGCUGGUACUUAUGUUUGAAGAAUGUCGGACUCCAUUAGAUAGAAUUGCAUUUCCUUCAAAUCUUAUCAAGAUUACCUUGUCAGGUUUUAAGGAUUUGAAAUCUAAAGAUAUGAAUACAUUGGGACAAGUUCCCAACCUUCAAAUUUUUAAAGUGAGGUAUGGAAAUUGUGAGGAAGAAACUCUUAAUUGUGGUAGUGCUGGGAGCUUUCUGCGGCUUCAAGUGUUUAUCAUGGACGGUGUGAAUAUCAUACGUCUGUCAUCAGAAGAAGGUGCGAUGCCUCGUCUCCGCCGUGCGGUCUUCUAUAACUGCCCUGACUUGAAGGAGGUUACUAAACAAAUGCGUUCCUUGGGUAGAAACUUGGAGUUUAUAGAGUAUGUUGAUGAUCAUGGUUUAUCUCUUGGGUAGUAACUUGGAGUUUGCAGAAUAUGAUGAUGUUUUAUCUCUGAGGCAUUUGCUGUCAAUGUCACUGCUGCUUUCCAAAAGCAGGUAUAUAUUUCUGCUAUUUAGUUACUAUUAAAAUAUUAUUAGAGUUGUUAGUAAUUGGAAGUUAAGUCAGU
Molecule: messenger RNA, 3589 nt
Organism: Arachis duranensis
Lineage: Eukaryota; Viridiplantae; Streptophyta; Magnoliopsida; Fabales; Fabaceae
Product: disease resistance protein RPP13-like
Exons: 2
Coding region: 177-3437 (1086 amino acids)
Biological process (GO): signal transduction; defense response
Molecular function (GO): ADP binding
Source: RefSeq, a predicted model, not a curated record